Messenger RNA from Paramacrobiotus metropolitanus, 2377 nucleotides. RefSeq lists its product as uncharacterized. NCBI's taxonomy places the organism in Eukaryota, Metazoa, Tardigrada, Eutardigrada, Parachela, Macrobiotidae. The record is from RefSeq and is a predicted model, not a curated record. The transcript has 8 exons. Bases 214 to 2157 code for a protein of 647 amino acids. Gene Ontology annotation, cellular component: cytoplasm. Gene Ontology annotation, molecular function: acid-amino acid ligase activity.
CUGCCUCUACAAAUACAAAUCAAUGUCAAGGGUCUAAAACUAAACUGGAAGCGAGUAGAAGGAUUAAUGUGAAUCCGCUAUGUAUGCACUUUGUGCACCGUAAAAAUUUUCAAAGCUAACUUUUGCUUGUGAAAGUUGUGCCGAGAACUAGGGUUUUCCAGAAACUGAUCUUGUAGUGGGCAAACAUAUCGAAAAUAUAAUAUCCUGCCAAAAAUGUUCCAGAGCGGCAGUUUAACGAUAGGAGUCCUGUCCAGCCUGAUUGUCAUUGGAACCCAGUUCGGAAUUUCAAAGCUUAUUUGUGGACUUUUAGGGCUUGUCUGCAUUCUAAUUGUCAUCGGUGUACUGGAUUUCCUCCGUACACGGGACUGGUCAUUUACCCUUUGGGUUGCCGCCAAAAGAUAUGUGUUUUCUCGGGCGAUGCUGUUGAUCGGGAUAUUUUACGCUGAGCCCCACAUCCAGUGGGCAACCCGAAAUCCUCGAGAAUCACAAGAACGUAUUCUACGGUCAGCAAUAAAUUCUGGAGUUAAGACCAAAUACGGAAAGGAACACGGAUUAAAUCGAAUGAAGGACCGAGAAGACUUCCGAAAUCUGCAUCCGCUGACAAAAUACGUGCAUUAUGAACCUUACGUCGAGCGGAUGAUUAGCGGCGAAGCAGAUGUGCUUUCUACAAAAGCGGUUAAUUUUUAUGGAUUAACUUCCGGAACCACGGGAAAACCUAGUCGAAUUCCCUGCACCAGCGAUAUACUUGUACAAAUGAUGAUUUAUUAUAUGCCGUUUGUUAUUUACUCGUAUGCCUUCAAAUUCAAAGGAUUUCCUUUCCCUGGCGGACUCUGUCCUAAACGGCGGUUAGCCCUGCUCUUCAGUCCAGGAAAACUUCUUAAAACGACACCGUUGGGAAUCAAGAUGGGACCGGGAACCGCAAUGUAUCUGGAACAGGACGAAGUGUUUUCCUAUCCCAACUGCGCCAAGGAUAUUAUAGACGAGCGCACAGCCCGAUAUGUUUACCUGGUUUUUGGACUAAAAUAUCGAGAUCUUGAGGAAAUUGAAUCCAUGUUUUCAUCGAUUGCAUUCAUCGUAUUUCAUGAAAUGGAGUUGCACUGGAAAGAAUUAGUGGUCGACAUCCGCGAAGGGAAGCUGAAAAGUGACCUUCAGCUAUCUGUGGAAGAAAGAGCAGCACUACAGCAACAUUUGACGCCGGAUCCAAUUAGAGCUGCCGAACUGGAGAGAGAGUUUCAAAAAGGUUUUGACAAUAUUGUCGAGAGAGUGUGGCCAAAGCUAAAGCUGCUCCUGGGGGUCACAUCUGGACCAUUUGCACACUACAAAAUGUUGUUGCGCGAUAAGUACAUCAAAAAUGUUCCCAUAUUCCAGCAUAUGUACGGGUGCACUGAAGCCAUGCUGGGAAUAAGUUUGUGGCCAGAAAAAGAGUCCACUGUGCACUUGUUAUGGCCUUGCAAUGUGUUCUAUGAGUUCAUUCCAUUCGAGCAGAUAACCGAUGAAAACCCGGAAACUGUUUUUGCUGAUCAGGUUCAAAUCGGCCACGAAUAUGAACUGGUGAUAACAACGAAAAUCUUCUACCGUUAUCGCUUCGGCGAUUUGAUCCGGGUAGUGGAUCGUUACAAUAAAUUUCCGGUCAUUGAAAUCUUGACACGAACUGGUCAGCUGAUUAACAUGAAAGGCGAAAAGGUUUCCGAAACGGCCAUCUACACAGCGAUCAACAACAUGGCAGCCGUCCACAAUAAAGUAAAGAAAAUUGUGGACUAUACAUCGUGCGAAAGCAUGUUUAUGGAAUACGUUCUCGAGACAACAGCCCAAGAUUCAGCGUUUUAUGUCAUAUUCAUCGAAGCUGAUUUAUCGUUGGAAAACACAAGCCGCUCUGAAAUGGAGACAAUUUGUUCGAAAACUCUCGAUGAAAAGCUAUGUGAAGCUCAUGGAAGAUAUAAAUAUCAACGAGAAAAAGGAGGUCUGGACUGCCUAAAGGUCAUAUUCUUACCAAUCGGCACAUUCUUCGAGUUUCGGACAUUCAUGCUCCAGAAUUCUACGACUGCCUCCGCACAGCUUAAGCUACCAAAAGUUUUGAAAAAGCCCGAACUGCUGCGAUUCAUGCUGAGCAAAAGCGGUUUGCUAAACAGUCCGGAAAGACGCGGCAGCAAGGUGUAGUUUCAAACGCCAGAAUGGCAUAAGGUGAACUAAACCACAUUGCUUCCUGACGCUCAUACAAAAAGAACCAUUAACUGUUUCCAUUGUAAGUCGGCACUAGCAUAAUAUGUUUUUUUGAACGUUUGUUCUUUUACUUGUUGAUCUUAAUCUUCGACGAUAUUUAAUAGUUUGGGCAGUUUUUGCCGUUACGAGUAGGAAAAAGAAUAAACUUGCAGCAGUA